CUGCAGGAUCAAUACGUGCUGGCCAAGCUGGAGGAGACGGAGAAGUCAUUCAAGGAGCUGCAGGAGCGCAUGGCCGACCCCGAGGUCAGCGGCAACAACACAGGGUACCAGAAGCUGGUGCGUGCUGUGUCAGACAUCCAGGACGCGGUGGACGGGUACACGGCAUACAAGGACCUGGAGCGCCAGCUGGCAGACGCCAAGGAGCUGCUCAAGGAGUCGGAGGGCGACCCCGAGAUGGCUGAGCUGGCGCGGGAGGAGAUGGAGGCUCUGCAGGCGGCCAUCGAGCAGCAGGGGGAGCGGCUCAAGUACCUGCUGCUGCCCAAGGACCCGCUGGACGAAAAGAACAUCAUGCUGGAGGUGCGGGCUGGUACGGGUGGCGAGGAGGCGGCGCUGUGGGCGGCGGACCUGAUCCGAAUGUACCAAAAGUAUGCAGACACGCAGGGGUGGAAGGUGUCCCUUAUGAGCGAGUCCUCUGCAGAGGCGGGCGGCUACAAGGAGUGCGUGCUGCAGAUCACGGGGGACAGGCAACUGAAGUACGAGUCGGGGGUGCACCGCGUGCAGCGCGUGCCCGCCACCGAGACCAGCGGCCGCGUGCACACCUCCACCGCCACAGUGGCCAUCAUGCCUGAGGUGGACGACGUGGCUGUCAAGAUUGACCCCAAGGACAUCGCAUUGACCACGGCGCGGGCGGGCGGCGCGGGCGGCCAGAAUGUGAACAAGGUGGAGACUGCGGUGGACCUGAUGCACAAGCCCACCGGCAUCCGCAUCUUUUGCCAGGAGGAGCGCACGCAAGGGCGCAAUCGAGAGCGGGCCAUGGCGCUGCUGCGGGCCAAGCUGUUUGAGCUUGAGCUGGAGAAGCAGCGCAGCGAGAUCUCGGCGCGGCGGAAGAGCCAGGUGGGGACGGGCAGCCGGUCUGAGAAGAUCAAGACCUACAACUACAAGGAUACACGCAUGAGCGACCACCGCUCCAAGAUCAACUACGACCUGAACAAGGUGAUGGAGGGGGCGCUGGAUGAGUGCAUCCAGACCAUGGUGAUGCUGGACCAGCAGGAGAUGCUCAGGGACCUGCUGGAGACAGCUUGA
Messenger RNA from Chlorella variabilis, 1083 nucleotides. RefSeq lists its product as hypothetical. NCBI's taxonomy places the organism in Eukaryota, Viridiplantae, Chlorophyta, Trebouxiophyceae, Chlorellales, Chlorellaceae. The annotation marks the transcript as partial. Gene Ontology annotation, cellular component: chloroplast. The record is from RefSeq and is a predicted model, not a curated record. Gene Ontology annotation, molecular function: translation release factor activity, codon specific. The transcript has 9 exons. Gene Ontology annotation, biological process: translational termination; chloroplast organization; plastid translation.